Molecule: messenger RNA, 789 nt
Organism: Zymoseptoria tritici IPO323
Lineage: Eukaryota; Fungi; Ascomycota; Dothideomycetes; Mycosphaerellales; Mycosphaerellaceae
Exons: 1
Coding region: 1-789 (262 amino acids)
Source: RefSeq, a predicted model, not a curated record
AUGUCUGCAGCGAAGAAAGCCCAACAAGCUAAGAUGGCUCAAGCACUUGCUAUUGCUGCUCUCGUACAAGCACCAGCUUCUCCAAUGAAGACCAAGCUUGAUCACGAAGAAAGGGGCAAGCGCAGCACUGCAUACAGGAUCGGACCGUCUAGAGUGUCCAAGAACUCCAGCCCUAAGGGCAAAGGGAAGCUCAAGAAAGGUACGCUGCAGAAGAGCCCAAUGCAGAAGUCUCCGCCGAAGCAGAAACGAUCCACCGGCAAAUCGAAGGGCUCCAACGUCAACAAUCCGUGCGACUUCCUGGCACUCCACCCGGACGUCCGCAAAAUCAUCUACAAGUACGUACUCGCAGGAAGUACUCAUGCCGAUCUCGAACCAGCAGGCAUCCAGCGGCCAUCGCACCUCAGCAAUGGCUACACCAUCCCUGCCAUUCUCAAGGUUUGCAGCUCCGUUCGUCUGGAAGCUGCUCAGGUGUGGUACCCUCAAAUGACCUUUCUCUAUUGCCACGAGAAGACCCUGCUUGAUUGGCUCCGCCUGAUCGGGCCUGCCAAUAGAGCAAUCGUCAGGACUCUCCGCCCGGACCGCAUCCUCCAGUCGCAGCGAUGGGCCGAGGCUGCGGUUGUGUUUACUCACGCCAGGAUCAAGGAUGCCGGCUUCGAAGAGAUCGUCGAGGACGCUAUCGAGGCGGCGUUCUGGAAGAAGUCGCCGGAGGUGGUGGGUGGUUCGUGUGAGGGCAAGUGGGCGUUUAUUCGGGGCGAGAAGUGGGCUGUGGACGGGGCUGUUGCCGCAUAA